Messenger RNA from Amphibalanus amphitrite, 7472 nucleotides. RefSeq lists its product as uncharacterized. Bases 76 to 6357 code for a protein of 2093 amino acids. The transcript has 32 exons. The record is from RefSeq and is a predicted model, not a curated record. Lineage: Eukaryota; Metazoa; Arthropoda; Thecostraca; Balanomorpha; Balanidae.
GUCAGUGUGGCCCCGUGACUCCCGCGGAACGGAGCGGCACCACCGGCGAGGGAUGCGGCUCGAGCCCACACCGAGAUGACGCCUGGAAUAGAGGAUGGGCGUCGGAAGAAGGAUAUGAAAUGGAAGGCAACAGCGGUUUUGGCAAUUUUACUUUCGUCUGUCAGUCUCUCAGAAGGACAAUGUUUCGGAGGCACGCUGACCUACGAGAAGACGGUGGGGCGCACGUUCCAGCCGCGAGGUGCCGAGACGCAGGACCUGCUGGUGAACCCCAACUCGCCGGUGGUACGGGACUGCACGGCGCUCUGCAGCCAGGCAGACUACUGCCGCGGCUUCGUACUCGACUAUCCGUCCGGACGGUGCACAUCGUAUGACCUGGAAACCAGCGGCCGCGAGGUCGACCUGGUAGAGAGACAAGGCAGCAGUUACUACGAGGAAAUAUGUCUCAGAGGAGUUGCCGAGGAGUUCUCGGAUAUGUGCGGCGACGACCGGCUCUGGGUGUUUGAGCGCGUGCUCGGAGCCUCGCUCGAGGGCUUCGACACCAAAGAGGUGCGAUCCGUACAGAAUCGGGUCGACUGCGAGCGUGCCUGCCUCAUGGAGACAGAGUUCAACUGCAGGUCAGCCGACUACGACAGCGUGGCUCGCACGUGUAGUUUGAGCAGGGAGGACCGGCGCACUCAGCCGGACGCCUUCCGACCCGGCCGAGGAACCACCGAGUACCUCGAAAACCAGUGCGCCAAACAGCUGCCCGACUGCCGGUACGACCCUCCGGAGCGCGGGGUGAGUGUUCUCACCCCGGACUCACUGGACUUUGCCAGCUCCGCGACCUCCUGCGAGACAGCCUGUACCAACGAGCGGCGCUUCGUCUGCCGCUCGUACACGUUCGACCGCGAGCGGAACAGGUGCUACCUGAGCGGCGACGACGCCGUCAGCCUGGGACGGGUGACGCUGCCGCCGCUGGCUGAUGCCGUCACCAGCCAGCGGGUCUGCACUCUCGAAUCGUGUGAGGACGGUCUUCUGACCUACGAGAAGAUCACCGGCCACAUCCUUCGUGGUGCCGACCAGGAGCCGUUCGACGUCCCCUCCUCCACCCUGCAGGGAGUCACCACCGCCUGCACAGAACAGUGUGGAGAGGCGGGCUCCGAGUGUCCUGCCCUGGUGAUCGACUACUCCAACCAGCGCUGUUACCGCCUGGACCGCAACACACAGGGCCGCACCCGCGACCUCCAGCCACGAGAGGACUACAACUACUUCGAGAAAAUCUGCCUCGGGCGCGCCGCCAGAUCUCAGUGCCGUACAAAGACGUGGGCCUUCGAGCGCGUGCCAGGAAUGCAGCUAAGGUUCCAGCGGGGUGACCGCGUCCUGCGCCAGGUGCCGACCAGGAAGGACUGUCAGAACGCCUGCCUCGAGGACGGCUGCCGCUCAGCGACGUUCGACUCGGAGAACCUCGAGUGUCGGCUGAGUCGCGCCAGUCGCCGUCAGAUGCCCGAAGACUACGUCGAGAGCAGCCGAGGCGUCGAGUACCUGGAGAACCAGUGCAUCGGAGCCGACACGCGCUGCGACUACGCUCCGCUCACGGACAAGUUCCCGCGCUACAUCGACCAGACGAUCCCCCGCGUGGACCGGGUGCGCGACUGUGAGCGUCUGUGCACAAACAGCCGCGAGUUCGUGUGUCGCUCGUUCUCGCUCUACACCACCGCCGGCCAGUGUCUGCUCAGUGGCGAUGACGAAGCAUCGGCGGGAGAAACUGCGUACACUUCUCGGGCCGGUACCGAUUUCUACCAGCGCGAAUGUCGAGAGCGGCGACGCGAUCCGGACCGUCCCGAUCGUCCAGAUCGUCCGGACCGUCCAGAUCGGCCGGAUCGCCCGGAUCGGCCGGACAGGCCGGACCCGGACCGACCCGUGUUCCCGGACCGUCCGGACCGCCCGGACCCGGACCGGCCUGUGUUUCCGGAUCGGCCGGACCGUCCGGUGUUCCCGGACCGCCCUGACCAGCCGGACAGACCAGGCUCCUGUGACCAGUACGAGCUGAUCACUGGGGUCGAGAUGAGGCAGGUGCGCGGCGUCGAGCUCACCUCAGGAAGAGAGGGCGCCGGCAUCAUGGCCGACUGCAUCCGAGCGUGUGACCGAGACCGGCGCUGUUCUGCCUUCAACCUCGAACACGGAGGGGGCACUCGCCAGCCGCCGCGCUGCUCGGCGCUCGAGCUUCGGGAGAACGUCGAGGUCGACUCACGAGACCUCACCGACACUCCGGGCGUCAGCUUCAUGCAGAAAAUCUGCCUCAGAAGCCGCGGCUGUUCCAAGCUGUACACAUUCGAGCGGCUGGUGAACGCAGAGCUGUCUGUGCGCGAGGACAGGGCCCUGCGCGGAGUCUCCAAGACCGAGUGUCAGGACGCGUGUCUGAGUGAGCGCAGCUUUGAGUGCCGCUCUGCCACGUACGACUACCGCGACCGACUGUGUCUGCUGAGCCGGGAGACUCGGCAGAGUGCGCCACGCGCCCUGCGCCGCACCAACGGCAAAGACUACUUCGAGAACCAGUGCGCUAGAGAGUUCGAGGACUGUUCGUACCGUAACGAGGCGCGCGACGCGUUCCUGUUGUAUACGCACAAGGCGGUGUCAGCGUUCAGUGACGGCCGAUGCCGAGAGGCGUGCGACAGGGAGCGGGACUUCAACUGCGCCUCCUACUCCUUCCUGCCUCCGAGCCGCGCCCGUGACAUGACGUGCCUGCUGUCGGGAGUGCGGGCCGCAGACCUGGACCGCAGCGGGGUGCGUUUCCUGGAGGGAAGUCUGUACGCCGAGCGUGUCUGUCAGGACCGCGCUUCAGGCAGACCCGAUAGACCCGACAGACCCGACAGACCCGACCGGCCUGACCGGCCAUUCAGGCCCGACAGGCCAGACAGACCAGAGCCCACCACGGACUCGCCAGGGUCAAACGAGGUGGACACGGACGGUCGUCGGUCGCCCGACAUCCGCCGCUGCCGGGUGACGCCCACUUACGAGAAGGUGCUGAACGUCGAGUACCGGCGAGCCAGGCGGUUCGACAUCGAGAGCCGAACGCGUGGACGAGGCGUCACCGUGCCCUGCCUCCUGCAGUGUGAGCGGAACCCGCGCUGUCUCGGCGUCAGUCUGGAGUACGGAGAGCGCGGAGAGCGCUGCUACGGCCUGGAGAACUCGGCCGGCCAGGACGGCGGCUCCCUCAGCAACGCCGACGGCGUGGCCUACUUCGAGAAAGUCUGCAUCGAACAUCGCACGUGCGGCAAGGGGUGGACGUUCGAGCGUGUCCCCAACUACAUGCUUGAGGGCCACGACGACCUGGUGCAGCGGCGGGUACCCAGCAAGGAGAUCUGCCAGAUGCUCUGCCUGCAGAAUAUUCGCAUGCCUUGCAGGUCUGCCGAGUACAACUACCGGGAUCAGACAUGCACCAUGUCCACCCAGACACGGAGGAUGCAGCCGAGGGACUUUGUCUACGCCGAGGACGUCGACUAUCUCGAGAACCAGUGUGCUCCCGAUCCACCAAACUGCGAGUACCGCGACGUGGAAGGCCGCUUCCUGCCCUACGUGGACCGCAUGUUCGCCCGAGUCCGCAACAAGCAAGAGUGCAUGCGAAACUGCGAUGUUGAGCGCGACUUCAAGUGCCGCAGCUACAACUUCAACGAGCGCCAGCGCGAGUGCACCAUCAGCAGCGACGACUCGACCAGUCUGGGGGAGUCUGCUUUGGUCGCCGACACUGACAGCGUGUUCAGCGAGAGAGGCGUCUGUCGCACCGGUAAUUCGCCGGCGACAGGUCACGGUCAGGUCACCGGGUCAGGCGGCAUCUAUGAUCCGGCGGCCGACCCGCGCCCGUUUACCAGUCUCUUCUGGCCGUCAAGGGGUGCGGCGGGAGUUCCAAUAGGAUCUCCGGCUGUAUCCGCUAGUGGACAGAUCUGGACGGGGACUAAGUGGGGAACGGCUGGUCGCCCUGAGGUUGACUUAGACCCGACCAACGGUCUUCCGUUGGGUUCACCAGUGGAGGACGAGAUAGACUCGUCUGAGGACCUGCUGGGGCCUGGUCUGGUCACCGGUCACGUGCUAGGUUUAUUCGCCGCGCUGGGUCGCGGGGACCGGUUCGAUCCCACUCCGUGGAGUGACGGAGGGAUCCCGCCGGAUUUGUCCGAGGGAUCCGGUGUGCUGCUGGAUUCGGAUCAGGACCAGCAUGGUCUGGCGGCUCAGGAACAUCAGUUUAGGGAAAGAAUAGAGGACGGCUUCUUGCAGUGGAGUGACCUCCAUCGGAGCCUAGCUAGUGGCUCUGCAGACGCUGACUCUCCUUGGCAGCGGGGUAGGCUCCCUUCUCCCCUUCCUCCCAGUUUUGAGCACAAUCAGGGGGCUGUCCCAGCCUCCGGGACCCACGGACAGUCACCGGCGGACUCUGGACUCCAGUCACCGGCGCUGGAGUCCGCCGCUGGGGCUGGAGGCGACAGUUCCCGGCUGGAGGAGCAUCCGGAGGCGGAGUACUUCGGCGGAGAGGGAGCCACCAUCGGACCAGGCUCAACAGUGACCGUCGAGUGCACGAAGAACGAUAUGCAGGUGACCUUCAGCUUCGGCCGGAGCUUCGAGGGCCGGGUGUACGCGACUGGUAACGCCCAGGCCUGCUUCGACAUGGGCAACGGCAGGCAGGUGGUGCAGCUGUCCAUCCCGCUCGGAUCCCGCUGUGGCACCGUGGAGGAGGGCCGCGGCCGGUACGUGAACCACGUGGUGAUCCAGCAGCAUCCGACCAUCAUGCAGGAGUCAGACAAGACGGUGCGCGUCGAGUGUACCUUUGACGCCAAUGACCAGACGGUUACCCUGGCUCCCACCGGGAACCGCUUCACCGAGGGAGGCGGCGUCGACGUCAACGCGCCCUUUCGGCCGGCGGGUACUUCAGUGGUUACGAACACUGCGCCGACCCCUAGUGUUAGUCUCCGAAUCGUCGGCCGCGCUGGACGCGACACGGACGAGGUCAGCCUGGGAGAGGACCUGACCUUCAUGAUCGUCGCCGACCCGGGCAGCGCGUUCGGCAUCCUCGGAAAGAGCGUCGAGGCGCGCACCGACAACGGCGAGCUGCUGCCGCUCAUUGAUGAACAGGGAUGUCCACGCGACAGCAGCAUCUUCCCAGCGCUUCAGCUAGAUCGGCAGACAAAGAAUCUGAUGGCCAACUUCAAGGCCUUCCGCUUCCCCAGCACGGCGCGCGUCAACUUCUUCGCGACUGUGCAGUUCUGUCAAGACGAGUGCCCUCCGGCGCGCUGCCCUGGAGGCAACUCGUACGGCCGUCGUCGGCGCCGAUCGCUGAACGACACUGCCGAGCCGGAGACUGAGGAGGGCGUAGUGAUGACUGCCACCGCUGAAGUACCCAUGGACCUGAGAAUCGGCCUGACCGCUGACCUACCGUUAACGCUCUCCCCCGUCCCGUCAACGAGCACCACCGCUGGCCCAUCAUCAGCAGCUGACGUGGUCUCUGAAGCGAGCUCUUCGACAAGCACAACUUCCCAAUCGACUCCAGAACAUCCACCAAACUUUGGAGAGGAGCCGGUUUGGGCUAGUUCCGCGGAGACGGGUACUGAACCACCUAACAACCCCGCGGAUGGACCAUACGAACAACAGCCGGACAAUAACCCUGCAGAUCGUCCGAUGAACUCGCUAGAUGGGGUCCUCAAUGAAAACCAGAACGAAAUCUCAGAUAACCUGUGGGAGGAGCUCCCGGAGGAAGAUGAUGAGGAGGUGCCCGUGGGCCCGAGGGUGGCGGCAGUCCUCUCCAAGACACGCCGCCGGCCCGCUCCGGAGGAGGACCCGCAGGAGAAUGAGGUGUCUGAUGUCGCACGGAAGGAGCCUGAUCCGCUGCUGCCGCAGGCGCUGCCACUAACAGCCUCGCUGAUGGUGGGCCCGGACAUCUCCUCGGAGAAGGUGCGGGUGCUGCUGGAGGACGGACUGGAGGCCGCAGACGAGGCGGUCCGGGAGGCGUCCGAGAGGCACCGCGAGUACGACCCAGUGUUCGGACACAACUGGACCGGCCGCCACGACUACUUCACCGGCCGUUCGUGGGCGGACGAGGUGUGCACGCCUCGCUCCACAGUGAUCGCCGCCUGCGUGACCCUGGCGCUGGCGCAGCUGGGUCUCCUGCUGGGCGGCAUCGUGUUCUACCGGCUCAGGCGGCGCCGCUGGCAGGCCGCCCUCCGACCCAACAGCGUUCAGCCCCCGGCCGAGGACGUCAUCUACGCUACGCCGCAGGAACUCGGCAUCGGCAAAGGCUACAGCGCCAGCGAGAUGGGCCUCGGCAGAGGCUACAGUCGCUUCGGUAGAGCGACGAAGCAUGACUUCCCCGUGCCACUCCCGCGAGGUGGUACUUGAUUGGAGAAAGCGGAGAUGAAAGACAGUGCCUGGGAGAAGAAAGAAUGGAAAGAAUGCGGCGAGUGAGCUAUAGGAACGGAAAGAGACAGCAGACAGAGCAGAAACAUUGACUGAACAUGCUCUUCGCGCAUGCCAUUCCAUUGACAUUGCCUAGUCAGUAAGUUCAUGAGUGCUAUAUUGAAGUGGCAUGAUGGAUAAAUCAAAUCAUCCUGUGAGUGUGUUGGCCGCUGUAGGUGAAACGGCUGCACUGCGCUGUCGCGCUAGGUUAGAGGUUCAUACGCAUCACUCACCGCGCUGUGUAACUCCACAGAGACAUUUGACCGUCGGUGGUGCCCUGUGAUGAAACGCUCGCGUGAUCCGGUUCCUGCUAGAAUCCUAAAGGUGUCUAAGUUAGUGAUAAGUGUGCGCAAGGCAGCAUAAUGUGAAGUAAGAACAAAUUUCGCUUUGUAAUGGAAAUUUGCCCGACUUUGUAAUAAUCAAAGCUGUACCGUUACCGACAAGGAAUCCCUCUCUUCGUCUUCUGUUCUUUAUGGGUACGGCACGCGUCCAUUGCCGCCGGUCCGGCCGUCAUUGUCCACCGUCACGAGGGGUUGCCCAUGAAGCAGGCGUCAUUUCCCCGGUGGGAGUGGGGACCCGACUCGGGACUCAGCAUCCCAGGGGAACAGAGUCGCCGUCCCCGCUCCCACUGGCCAGGCUUGGUACCCCGGGUAGUCUGUACGGAUUUAUGUUAGAAUAGGCACUGCCGCAUUGCUUGUUUUGGGAAGUGUCACCCGCUUUUCAGGUUAAGUUUCUCGUCUUUGACAUGAGUAGGUUUAUCAUUGCUUUCGGCAACUUUCCAAGAAAUACAUAUCAAUAAGCUACCAAUCUGGCAAGACGGCCGGGUUCAUAUGUACUGGGAUUUGUGGCAUUGAUGGUGUUAUUAGCUAAGUGGCUGAUAUAGCGGAACGGAAAUGGUCAUUAGCUCGUGUAUUUGACUACGAUACACUGUGAACGUUUGUUUGCUGAUCGCUUUUGCACGCUUUCUGCACUAGUGACGGUGGGAAAGUGACGGCCAGUGUCCGAGAUGCCCUGUAUGCCUCGCACUUUUCGUAAAUAAAAAAUGACAAAAGUACAAA